Peromyscus maniculatus bairdii (prairie deer mouse) is the source of this 2000-nucleotide messenger RNA. It is a transcript of the gene Mapre3, whose product is annotated as microtubule associated protein RP/EB family member 3. Gene Ontology annotation, molecular function: microtubule binding. NCBI's taxonomy places the organism in Eukaryota, Metazoa, Chordata, Mammalia, Rodentia, Cricetidae. The record is from RefSeq and is a predicted model, not a curated record.
UGUCCGCCUCUCGCCGCCCGGUUGCCGUGGAGACGGCGGGUGCCCUGGCCCCGCCCCGCUCGGGCUGACAGCGGCGGCCGCAUCGCGCCUGCGCAGUGCUCUCGUUCACCCCCCCCCCCGCCCCCCCGCAGUCUCUGUGCGUUGAAGCCGGAGACCGCGGCGGCCUCUGCUAGGACCCUCCGCCCCGGAGCCUCCGGCCGGAGCCGCAGCCGCUGCCGCAGCGCCCCCGCCGCCCGUCCCCCUCCCCUGCCGCCUCCGCCGGAGCCGCCUCGCGCACUCUGGGGUAUGGCCGUCAAUGUGUACUCCACAUCUGUGACCAGUGAGAACCUGAGUCGCCAUGAUAUGCUUGCGUGGGUCAAUGACUCCCUGCACCUCAACUAUACAAAGAUAGAACAGCUCUGUUCAGGGGCAGCCUACUGCCAGUUCAUGGAUAUGCUCUUCCCUGGGUGUGUGCACUUGAGGAAGGUCAAGUUCCAGGCCAAGCUAGAACACGAGUACAUCCACAACUUCAAGGUGCUGCAAGCAGCGUUCAAGAAGAUGGGUGUCGAUAAAAUCAUUCCUGUAGAGAAAUUAGUAAAAGGAAAAUUCCAAGAUAAUUUUGAGUUUAUUCAGUGGUUUAAGAAAUUCUUUGACGCAAACUAUGAUGGAAAGGAUUACAACCCUCUGCUGGCGCGGCAGGGCCAGGACGUAGCGCCACCUCCUAACCCAGGUGAUCAGAUCUUCAACAAAUCCAAGAAACUCAUUGGCACAGCAGUUCCACAGAGGACGUCCCCCACAGGCCCCAAGAACAUGCAGACCUCUGGCCGACUCAGCAACGUGGCCCCACCCUGCAUCCUUCGGAAGAAUCCCCCAUCAGCCCGAAAUGGUGGUCAUGAGGCUGAUGCCCAGAUUCUCGAGCUCAACCAGCAACUGCUGGACUUGAAGCUGACGGUGGAUGGGCUGGAGAAAGAGCGAGACUUCUAUUUCAGCAAACUGCGUGACAUCGAGCUGAUCUGCCAGGAGCACGAAAGUGAAAACAGCCCCGUCAUCUCCGGCAUCAUUGGCAUUCUCUACGCCACUGAGGAGGGAUUUGCACCCCCUGAGGACGACGAGAUUGAAGAACACCAACCGGAAGACCAGGACGAGUACUGAAGGCAGCACAGCGCCAGCCCUGACUGACUGUGGCUUCCCCACCUCCUUCCCUCCACCCAGCCCACAUUAUAAGUCCUUUCCUGCCAGCCAGCCAGCCAGCCGGGUGCUUUGUGUCGGUGCCACAGCACUGGGGAGCCGGGCAAGCGGGUUCAGGAGGUGGGGGCUGGUGAGAGGACAAGGCCCUGUCGGGUCCCUCAAGUGGCACUGGCCCAGGGGACAUCCGGGACCCCUGUCCACUCCCCACUCCUAUUUAUUUCCGUUGUCUCUGUGCUGUGUUGGCCAACACUCUCCGGGGCGCUGCUGUCACCCACAGGCCAGCCACCCGCCCCUGACAGCCCGCAGCUGUGUAUUUGACAAAGUCACCGGUAUAUUUUUACUUACUGGAUGAUGUCCUUGCACUUUACCUGCUCCUGUCCAGGUCUGACAGCAGGGCUCGGGGCAGUCCCCUGGCUUGGCUCCCCUUCCCUAUAGCCGAGACUGGGGCAGGACUCACCAGUUCUUAUUUAUUUUGUCUUUUGACUUCUCUCGCAGUAGUUGGAGGGAAGGCUGAUGUGAGGAAGGGGUGGGGGGCUGGAGAGGCAGUGCUGUGAGUCCAGGGAUCAGGGAGAGAGAAGGGAGCAUGUGAGGGAUAGAACUGACUUCCUGGCACUGGGCUCGCCCACCCCAGGCCCCUGCCUCUGCACCGAAGCCCAGCACUGCCCCUAGGCUUCCUGUCCCCUCCCUCCUGCAGCCUGGUUAUACCACACAGACUCUGCCCGGCCCCCGUUUUCUGUCUGUCCCCCAUUCUCCCGCCUCCCGACCUUUGCCCCUUGGGCACUAGCCUGCAUAUGUGUUCACUUUUAUUUAAAUAAAUUUGUGUGGUAAAAGUC